GUAACUGACCAUAAACUAGAGAAAUGCAGCUGGUUAGCAUCAUAUGGAUUGGUCUGUUGACCAUCGUCUUCGCCGAUGGACUGGAUCUCUGCACGAAUCGACAAAUUGGCUAUAAAGCAAUCGACUCAACGAAUCCUAAUUCAUAUUACGUAUGCUUCGGUGUCUUGGGCAAGUUCAAAAGCUCUUGCGAUGAAGGAUUUAAAUUUAGUGAAGCACAACAAAAGUGUGUGAAUGGUGGCACCAAAAAUGAGUUCAACAUCAAUCAAAGCACUUCCAUGUAUAAACCGCUUAUAUUCAAUAUCUUUGGAAACCUUUGGAACCCCAGACCUCCACCUACUACAACACCGUGUCCACUUUCUCCGCCAUCUCCUCCGCCGCCAACACCGACUACAACACCUUGUUCACUUUCUCCGCCAUCUCCUCCGCCGCCAACACCGACUACAACACCGUGUUCACUUUCUCCGUCACCAACACCAUAUUCACCAUCACCGCCACCUCCUUCAUAUACAACCACAGAAAGCACCACUGAGAGUUCUCCAUCAACGGAUAGCUCCACUGAAAACUCGUCCUCCUCAACUUCUGAACGCCCCACUGAGAGUUCUCCAUCAACGGAUAGCUCCACUGAAAACUCGUCCUCCUCAACUUCUGAAGGCACCACUGAGAGUUCUCCAUCAACGGAUAGCUCUACUGAAAACUCGUCCUCCACAACUUCUGAAGGCACCACUGAGAGUUCUCCAUCAUCGGAUAGCUCCACAGAAAACUCGUCCUCCUCAACUUCUGAAGGCACCACUGAGAGCUCAUCAUCAACGGAUAGCUCCACUGAAAACUCGUCCUCCUCAACUUCUGAAGGCACCACUGAGAGUUCUCCAUCAUCGGAUAGCUCCACAGAAAACUCGUCCUCCUCAACUUCUGAAGGCACCACUGAGAGUUCUCCAUCAACGGAUAGCUCUACUGAAAACUCGUCCUCCACAACUUCUGAAGGCACCACUGAGAGUUCUCCAUCAUCGGAUAGCUCCACUGAAAACUCGUCCUCCUCAACUUCUGAAGGCACCACUGAGAGUUCUCCAUCAACGGAUAGCUCCACUGAAAACUCGUCCUCCACAACUUCUGAAGGCACCACUGAGAGUUCUCCAUCAUCGGAUAGCUCCACAGAAAACUCGUCCUCCUCAACUUCUGAAGGCACCACUGAGAGUUCUCCAUCAACGGAUAGCUCUACUGAAAACUCGUCCUCCACAACUUCUGAAGGCACCACUGAGAGUUCUCCAUCAUCGGAUAGCUCCACUGAAAACUCGUCCUCCUCAACUUCUGAAGGCACCACUGAGAGUUCUCCAUCAACGGAUAGCUCUACUGAAAACUCGUCCUCCACAACUUCUGAAAGCAGCACUGAGAGUUCUCCAUCAACGGAUAGCUCCACUGAAAACUCGUCCUCCACAACUUCUGAAGGCACCACUGAGAGUUGUCGAUCAACGAAUAGCUCCACUAAAAGUCCCUCCUCCUCAACUACCGAAAGCACCACAAAGAGCUCUUCAUCAACGAAUAGCUCCACCAAAGGGCCCUCCUCCUCAACUACCGAAAGCACCACUAAGAGUUCUUCAUCAACGAAUAGCUCCACCAAAGGCCCCUCCUCCUCAACCAUAGAAAGCACCACUGAGAGUUCUUCAUCAACGAAGAGCUCCACUAAGAGUCCCUCCUCCUCAACUACUGGAAGCACCACUGAGAGUUCUUCAUCAACAAAUAGCUCCACCAAAGGCCCCUCCUCCUCAACUACUGAAAGCACCACUAAGAGUUCUUCAUCAACGAAGAGCUCCACUAAGAGUCCCUCCUCCUCAACCACAGAAAGCACCACUGAGAGUUCUUCAUCAACGAAGAACUCCACUAAGAGUCCCUCCUCCUCAACCACAGAAAGCACCACUGAGAGUUCUUCAUCAACGAAUAGCUCCACCAAAGGGCCCUCCUCCUCAACUACUGAAAACACCACUAAGAGUUCUUCAUCAACGAAUAGCUCCACCAAAGGCCCCUCCUCCUCAACUACUAAAAGCACCACUGAGAGUUCUUCAUCAACGAAUAGUUCCACCAAAGGCCCCUCCUCCUCAACUACUGAAAGCACCACUGAGUGCUCUUCAUCAACGAAUAGCUCCACCAAAGGCCCCUCCUCCUCAACUACUGAAAGCACCACUAAGAGUUCUUCAUCAACGAAUAGCUCCACCAAAGGCCCCUCCUCCUCAACCAUAGAAAGCACCACUGAGAGUUCUUCGUCAACGAAGAGCUCCACUAAGAGUCCCUCCUCCUCAACCACUGAAAGCACCACUGAGAGUUCUUCAUCAACAAAUAGCUCCACCAAAGGCCCCUCCUCCUCAACUACUGAAAGCACCACUGAGUGCUCUUCAUCAACGAAUAGCUCCACCAAAGGCCCCUCCUCCUCAACUACUGAACGCACCACUAAGAGUUCUUCAUCAACGAAUAGCUCCACCAAAGGCCCCUCCUCCUCAACUACUAAAAGCACCACUGAGAGUUCUUCAUCAACGAAUAGCUCCACCAAAGGGCCCUCCUCCUCAACUACUGAAAACACCACUAAGAGUUCUUCAUCAACGAAUAGCUCCACCAAAGGGCCCUCCUCCUCAACUACUGAAAGCACCACUGAGAGUUCUUCAUCAACGAAUAGCUCCACCAAAGGCCCCUCCUCCUCAACCAUAGAAAGCACCACUGAGAGUUCUUCAUCAACGAAGAGCUCCACUAAGAGUCCCUCCUCCUCAACCACUGAAAGCACCACUGAGAGUUCUUCAUCAACAAAUAGCUCCACCAAAGGCCCCUCCUCCUCAACUACUGAAAGCACCACUGAGUGCUCUUCAUCAACGAAUAGCUCCACCAAAGGCCCCUCCUCCUCAACUACUGAAAGCACCACUAAGAGUUCUUCAUCAACGAAUAGCUCCACCAAAGGCCCCUCCUCCUCAACUACUAAAAGCACCACUGAGAGUUCUUUAUCAACGAAUAGCUCCACCAAAGGGCCCUCCUCCUCAACUACUGAAAACACCACUAAGAGUUCUUCAUCAACGAAUAGCUCCACCAAAGGGCCCUCCUCCUCAACUACUGAAAGCACCACUGAGAGCUCUUCAUCAACGAAUAGCUCCACCAAAGGCCCCUCCUCCUCAACUAUAGAAAGCACCACUGAGAGUUCUUCAUCAACGAAGAGCUCCACUAAGAGUCCCUCCUCCUCAACCACUGAAAGCACCACUGAGAGUUCUUCAUCAACGAAUAGCUCCACCAAAGGCCCCUCCUCCUCAACUACUAAAAGCACCACUGAGAGUUCUUCAUCAACGAAUAGCUUCACCAAAGGACCCUCCUCCUCAACUACUGAAAACACCACUAAGAGUUCUUCAUCAACGAAUAGCUCCACCAAAGGGCCCUCCUCCUCAACUACUGAAAACACCACUGAGAGUUCUUCAUCAACGAAUAGCUCCACCAAAGGCCCCCCCUCCUCAACCAUAGAAAGCACCACUGAGAGUUCUUCAUCAACGAAGAGCUCCACUAAGAGUCCCUCCUCCUCAACCACUGAAAGCACCACUGAGAGUUCUUCAUCAACAAAUAGCUCCACCAAAGGCCCCUCCUCCUCAACCAUAGAAAGCACCACUGAGAGUUCUUCGUCAACGAAGAGCUCCACUAAGAGUCCCUCCUCCUCAACCACUGAGAGCACCACUGAGAGUUCUUCAUCAACAAAUAGCUCCACCAAAGGCCCCUCCUCCUCAACUACUGAAAGCACCACUGAGAGUUCUUCAUCAACGAAGAGCUCCUCUAAGAGUCCCUCCUCCUCAACCACAGAAAGCACCACUAAGAGUUCUUCAUCAACGAAUAGCUCCACCAAAGGCCCCUCCUCCUCAACCAUAGAAAGCACCACUGAGAGUUCUUCGUCAACGAAGAGCUCCACUAAGAGUCCCUCCUCCUCAACCACUGAGAGCACCACUGAGAGUUCUUCAUCAACAAAUAGCUCCACCAAAGGCCCCUCCUCCUCAACUACUGAAAGCACCACUGAGUGCUCUUCAUCAACGAAUAGCUCAACUAAAUGCCCCUCCGCCUCAACUACUUCUAGCACAACAACCUCCUCAACCACCAAAAAAUGUCCCUAUGCAGAACCCUCGUUAAAUUCUGAAAGCACCACUGAAAUCUCGACUUCAAACACCAAAACAGACCCUAUACAGACUCCUCAUGAUCUACUGAAAUCACUACUAAAAUUUCUACUUCUAGAAGCACAGAAAGUUCCUCCUCAACCACCAAAAAAUGUCCCUACACAGACCCCUCAUCAACUACCGAAAGCAUCACUAAAAUCUCAACUUCUAGCAGCACAGAAAGUUCCUUCUCAAUCACCAAAAAAUGUCCCUAUGCAGAGCCCUCGUCAACUACUGAAAUCUCCACUAAAAUCUCGACUUCAAGCUCAAAAAAAGUCCCUAUCCAGACCCCUCAUCAGCCACUAAAAGCACCACUGAAUCCUCGUCUUCGAGCAGCACAGAAAGUUCAUCCUAAACCACAAAAAAUUGUCCCUAUGCAGACCUUUGGUCACUACUGAAAGUACAAUUGAAAUCUCAACUU
Molecule: messenger RNA, 4581 nt
Organism: Drosophila nasuta
Lineage: Eukaryota; Metazoa; Arthropoda; Insecta; Diptera; Drosophilidae
Product: mucin-2-like
Exons: 3
Coding region: 24-4466 (1480 amino acids)
Molecular function (GO): chitin binding
Source: RefSeq, a predicted model, not a curated record